AUGGCCUACUACGACGACUGCUCCGGGCCCCUGGAUUUUCCAUUCACCAUCUUCCCCGAGGUACCGAUAAUUCGCAAAAGUGACCGACUUGCCAAGAAACCCGCCAGACAGGGUAGGAAAGAGCUCGCAGUAGCCGCACAACUCGAACGGGCCGAUCACGAGAUUAUGGAAGCGUUCAAUAGGCGAAAUUUUGAUCACAGCGGCGAAGUAUGGCAACAAUAUGAAGACAAGUUCCGUGUGGAAGUCUACAUGUUCCUCACAAGUCCUCAAAUCCAGUUCAAUGGCGACAUGACCCGUCGCGAGUACCUUCUCGCGGCUGAGGACGUUCUUUCUAAUUUUCCUGACAUAAGAUUCUACUGUCAAAAUCGAACGUCGACCGUAGAUGUGAGGGCAGGACGAGCCAAGAUCACAUCGUACUCAAGAUUUCAACGCAAUGCUAAGGGGUGCCUAAUGGACGUUCUAAGCGUGUUCGACUUCAGACUGACAGACGGGAAAUGGAAGAUUUAUAGAGCACAGAGCUUCCAAGGGAUGGAUCUUUUGGGGAUUGAUACCACAGUGUAG
Zasmidium cellare ATCC 36951 is the source of this 561-nucleotide messenger RNA. RefSeq lists its product as uncharacterized. The transcript is spliced from 3 exons. Bases 1 to 561 code for a protein of 186 amino acids. NCBI's taxonomy places the organism in Eukaryota, Fungi, Ascomycota, Dothideomycetes, Mycosphaerellales, Mycosphaerellaceae. The record is from RefSeq and is a predicted model, not a curated record.